AUGACGACCUCACCCUAUCUCCAUAACGCGGGUUGGCACUUUUUCAACUAUGGCUCACUCACAACAACCUUUACGCAGCCCCCAAGCUGCACCGCAAACCAAAGGACCGAGAUAGGCUGGAUGGACCGCGAUAUCCCAUACCAUGCCUACACUGUCCAAUGCACGAAAGAAGACUUUCCAGAAUGCGCCCCGACCGCCACGGUAACAGUCACCACUAGCACGAAAAAAUACGGUGGCGGCGUCGGCGCAUACUACUCUCCGGGAUUAUACUGCCCGUCCGGCUGGAAAACAGUAGGAAUGGCCGCACGCGACGAGAAAGAAGACCUCACAAUGUCGGGCGCAGUAACGGUUGAAACGGGCUACGGGUAUCCAUGGAGAUAUGAAGAUUACGCGCCGACUGUUUUGGCAGACAUUCUGGAGCCCAGUCAAACGCUGGCGCUCUGUUGUCCGAGUCAUAUGACACCAGAUAUAGCGGGCAAUUGUUUCUCGAUCAUCCCAUCUUAUACACCAACUAUCGGCUGCCGAGCCUGGAACAAAAUAAGCUACGAAUAUGAGACGACAACAAUGCCAUACACAUUAGGCCAUGAGGUCACAACGGUGGCUGUCAGAUUUCCUACGGAAACUGAAAUCUCCCGCACGACUGAUUGGGAGACCUAUGAUGAAUUCGACUUGGAAAUGUUUACUCCAAUCUCUGUUGUUCCUCAGGUCACCCUUAUUCACCACCAAUCUGAUCUGGAUCGUCAGGCUACAGCUAUGAGUGCUCAAACUGCUACUGGCACAGGUGCCUCUGGGCCCAUUGCUUCGUUUAUUACGCCCACUUCGAAUGUCGCGAGAAAUAUUAGUCUACGGAAGCCGAGCCGAGAAGGACUUGGCGCUGUUCUGGGACUUUCGGGGACAAUGCUGGCUCUUGGAGCUGCAUUUGUAUUUUCAUUAUAA
Messenger RNA from Penicillium waksmanii, 936 nucleotides. RefSeq lists its product as uncharacterized. The transcript has 2 exons. Bases 1 to 936 code for a protein of 311 amino acids. Lineage: Eukaryota; Fungi; Ascomycota; Eurotiomycetes; Eurotiales; Aspergillaceae. The record is from RefSeq and is a predicted model, not a curated record.